Molecule: messenger RNA, 2212 nt
Organism: Nothobranchius furzeri (turquoise killifish)
Lineage: Eukaryota; Metazoa; Chordata; Actinopteri; Cyprinodontiformes; Nothobranchiidae
Gene: ticam1
Product: TIR domain containing adaptor molecule 1
Biological process (GO): response to exogenous dsRNA; positive regulation of canonical NF-kappaB signal transduction; positive regulation of natural killer cell activation
Molecular function (GO): protein kinase binding
Source: RefSeq, a predicted model, not a curated record
CGUACUCCACAGCUGGUGACGUCAGGACUCUGUUCUGCAGAAUUCCUUCAAGCUAACAGGCCUGUACCCGUAACAGGUACAGGCAAUGUUACAAUGAGCUUCAAGAGUUUGCAGAAAAGUCAAACGCCUUGAAGAACCUAUUGGUGUCCCAACAGAUACAAGAACAUCCAAGAAACUUUCUCCUGAAGACUCCAUUUAAAAAGCCCCAUGUGAUUUCUUGGUAAAUAAACCUGAAAAUGAGUGACACUGAAUGGGAAAACCAAGGAACGGGAUUGGGAGACGUCUUUGAUAUUCUGGCGAAGACUCCGUCUGAGCGAUUGAUCAGCCUGACUAUCCAGCUGGGUGAGUCUCCUGAAGACAUUAUUGUGGUGGCCAUGUCUCUGCUCAUCCUCCAGAGGGAGGAACAAGCCCUGAAGAAACUCCAGAUGCUGAGGGACAACCCUCUCGCUAACCAUCUGUCUGAAAAGUGUCACACAAGUGGUGGUAAACUGGACGGUUUUGGGAAUCACUGUGGCCAAUUUCAAACACACACGAUGGAAUCUUUGUCACUGUUGGCUCGGGUUUUUAAAGUUUUGUCAGAGCAGAGGUUGUGUGAGCCACUGAUGAGGAAUUUGGCUUAUAGGAGAGCCAUUUCCAGUGACUGCACGACGAGGAACUGUAGUCAUUUGGAGUACUUCCUAGAGGAAGCCAAAGUUGUUUGUGGGCCUCAGUUAGUGGAAGAGAUGUGCUCCACUGCUGAACUCCCAGAUGGUGAAAAUACAUCUUUGAAGGCAUCUAUUUCUCAGGAUGAGUCAUCGAGUGUUCCCCGUCUCCCCAGCACUCUGCAAGAGAGUCCCUCAGAGGUGUCGUACCCGACUCAUCUGGAGAUAAGUAUUCCUCCAACAGUUUCAUUUCAAGAGGACAAAAGAGCUGCAGCAAAACCAAACUCUACACCAGACAUUUGUACUGAAACAAAUCUAGCACCAGGACAGGCUCAGUCUCCUGCUCUACUGAAUACACCAACUGAACGGUCUCUGUUAGGAGCAGAGAGUAGCUCGAUGACAGAUGAAACAUUAAAAUCAAUGAGCAGUAGCUCGCAAAGCAAUGUUGUGCAAAACGAGAGAUCUGUGCAGCCAAACGAGUCAAGCACGGAGACAAAAAUCACCCUACCAUGUGCAAAAAGCACAAUUUCCCCCAAGAUAUCUGUUCCAAAAAGCCUUUAUGACACAGAAGAGGAGGAGGACGAGGAAAUCUUUUAUGCAUUUGUUAUUCUGCACGCCCCAGCGGAUGCAGAGCAGGCCGAGAACAUCAAAGAAAAGCUUGAAAAGGCCAUCAGCGGCGAAGGUGCAACUUUCUCAGAGGAAUUUGCUGUUCCUGGAAAGAGCACCCUGAAGUGUGUGGAAGACGCCAUUAACAACUCAGCCUUCACCUUCCUGCUGCUUACGCGCAACUUCAACACAAAAAUGUUGGAGAUGAAGACGAACAUCGCCCUCAUCAACUCCAUCAACAAGACACACAAGUUUAACACGGUUAUCCCUCUGCUGCCGGAGAACAACUGCGUACCCAGGCCAGACAUCCCCAUCGUUCUGCAAACAUUAGUACCCCUGGAGGAGAAGAAGAACUUUGAGAAAAAACUACAAAAGGCUCUAACCCCAGCAAGGAUUAAAAAGCAGAGGAGCAUCUGGACCGAGGAGCAGAGAGUGAGGAGACUGAACCGUUUGAGUUUACAGGAAGUCGACAGGCGUUGCAUGGAGCAACAACAUCUUCUCAGCUCCCGUGAGGGUGGCGAUGGCAGAGCUCUGUGGCCCCCGCAGGCAAACAUUCACAUUGAAAAUGCUAACUACGUAAUGAUCGGUAAUGACUCAACAAUGACUGUGGGUGGAAGUUUAAGCAAUGAUGGGUGAGUUUAAGCUGAGCAGGAACAAAAAUAUGUAUUCUUGGGAUUUGUGGGAUCAGUUUUGUGUUCGUUUUCCUAAAACUAAAAUGUAGAAGCUGGGGGUUAGGCACUGUGGUCAGGGAAUUUAUUUUUAAUGGAGGACUGCCAUCUACUGGAAACAAAUAUGAUUUGCACUGUGUGAUUUUUGUUUUAGCUGUGUCAGCUCUCUGUGAACACUAGGGUGCUUCCUCACACUGGAUCUGAACUGCAGUCUCAUCCAGCAGCAUAGGUUCUGGGUUUUAGGCAUGAAAAAGCUUUAAAGUCUUAUAUUCAUAAUAAAUUUUACACAAAAAUGAA